Molecule: messenger RNA, 3116 nt
Organism: Gossypium raimondii (Peruvian cotton)
Lineage: Eukaryota; Viridiplantae; Streptophyta; Magnoliopsida; Malvales; Malvaceae
Product: potassium transporter 7
Exons: 10
Coding region: 248-2818 (856 amino acids)
Biological process (GO): potassium ion transmembrane transport
Cellular component (GO): plant-type vacuole; vacuolar membrane
Molecular function (GO): potassium ion transmembrane transporter activity
Source: RefSeq, a predicted model, not a curated record
CAUUUGAGCGUGUGAAGCUCAACACACUUCCUGUGGAUAUAUCCUACUGCUAAGCUAGAAGUCCGAAAGUUGCUAAAAUAACACGCACACUGAAACACAGCGUUUUCCAUUUCCGUUCACGGCAUGAUCUUCGAGAACCAUCCCCAAAAUUUACACCCCAAAAUGCGAAAACCCAAACCCUGAACUCACUGUUUUUUUCCCCUUUAUAGUACUACUGUCUUGAUCUCUUAUAUAUAUAUUUUCUCUCAUGGCGGAGGAGGUCAUCUCUGGUAGCGGAUCUUCGGGAAGAGAAGGAGAGAUCAAUAUAAGAGUAGGAUUAACCUCGAGGGAUUCGUUAGAUUCUCGGUGGGUGUUCCCAGGCGAAGACGACUCUGAGAUCGAAGACAAUGGCGACGGCGACGAUGAUUUACCGCAUCGAGCUGCGGUGGACUCCGAAGGCGAGGAUAAUCAGGAACACCGUUUGAUCCGCACUGAACCACGCGUGGAUUCCUUUGACGUCGAAGCACUCGAAGUCCAUGGCGCACAUAGAAGUGACUACGAGGAUUUAGGUAUAGCAAGGAGAAUAAUACAUGCCUUUCAGACCCUCGGAGUUGUAUUUGGUGAUGUGGGAACAAGUCCAUUAUAUACAUUCAGUGUGAUGUUUAGCAAGGCACCUAUCAAGGGAGACGAAGAUGUUAUUGGAGCACUAUCACUAGUUCUAUACACCUUACUCUUGGUCCCCCUUGUGAAAUAUGUCCUUAUCGUACUUUGGGCAAACGAUGACGGUGAAGGUGGUACUUUUGCAUUGUACUCGUUGAUUUGCCGGCAUGCUAAUGUCAGUCUUCUCCCAAAUCAGCUCCCAUCAGACACCCGGAUAUCUAACUUCAUACUAAAAUUGCCAUCUCCUGAACUUGAGAGAUCACUUAAAAUAAAGGAGAGACUAGAGGCUUCAUUGACUCUGAAGAAACUCCUUCUGAUGUUAGUGCUUGCUGGCACUUCUAUGGUGAUAGCUGAUGGGGUUGUUACCCCAGCAAUGUCAGUAAUGUCUGCUGUUGGUGGUCUGAAGGUUGGAGUUGCUGCAAUUGAACAAGAUGAAGUGGUGAUGAUAUCAGUUACCUUUCUUGUAAUUUUGUUCAGUGUACAGAAGUUUGGAACAAGUCAAGUAGGACUUGCUGUAGGCCCUGCUUUGUUCAUAUGGUUUUGUUCUUUAGCAGGCAUUGGAAUUUACAAUCUUAUUAAGUAUGAUGCAAGUGUCUUGAGGGCAUUUAAUCCCGUUCACAUCUAUUUGUACUUCAAGAGAAACUCAGUUAACGCCUGGUAUGCGCUGGGAGGUUGUCUGUUAUGUGCAACAGGGUCUGAAGCAAUGUUUGCAGAUCUUUGCUACUUUUCUGUACGAUCAAUUCAGCUUACAUUUGUGUUUCUCGUAUUGCCUUGCCUGUUGCUGGGUUAUUUGGGUCAAGCAGCAUACCUUACAGGAAAUCUUAAUGGUGCCGAGAAGCAUCCUUUCUUUCUUUCAAUUCCUAGUGGCAUCUUCUGGCCGGUCUUACUGAUAGCUAAUAUUGCUGCCUUGAUUGCUAGCCGAGCAAUGACAACAGCCACAUUUUCGUGCAUAAAGCAGUCAUCUAAUCUUGGUUGUUUCCCUCGUCUUAAAAUCAUUCACACAUCUAAAAGGCUCAUGGGCCAGAUCUAUAUUCCUGUCAUAAACUGGUUUUUGCUGGUAGGUUGCCUGGUCUUAGUUUGCUCUAUGUCAAGCAUUAACGAGAUUGGAAAUGCAUAUGGUAUAGCUGAGCUGGGAGUCAUGAUGAUGACCACUAUUUUAGUCACGAUUGUCAUGCUUCUCAUAUGGCGGCUAAACAUCAUAAUCGUGCUGAGUUUUGUGGUUUUCUUCCUGGGUUUGGAAUUGACUUUUUUCUCGUCAGUUUUAUGGAGUGUGACAGAUGGAAGUUGGGUAAUAUUGGUUUUUGCUGUCAUAAUGUUUGUCAUUAUGUACAUUUGGAAUUAUGGUAGCAAGCUUAAGUAUGAAACUGAAGUGGAGCGAAAACUGCCAAUGGAUUUGAUGCGAGAAAUAGGCUGCAAUCUUGGAACAAUCAGAGCUCCUGGCAUUGGCUUGCUUUACAAUGAGCUGGCGAAAGGAGUACCAGCUAUAUUCGGUCAUUUUAUAACCACACUCCCUGCUAUACACUCCAUGGUCGUCUUUGUCUGCAUAAAAUAUGUCCCUGUUCCUGUGGUCCCUCAGAAUGAAAGAUUCUUUUUCAGGCGAGUCUGCCCCAAAAGUUACCAUCUGUUUCGGUGUAUUGCUAGGUAUGGUUACAAGGAUGUCCGUAAGGAAAAUCACCAGGCAUUUGAGCAGCUGCUGAUCGAGAGUCUUGAGAAGCUCAUUCGUCGGGAAGCUCAGCAAAGGCAAUUGGAAAGUGAUGGUGAUGAAGAUGCAGAUUCCGAGGAGGAUACAUCUUUCUCAAGAGUUCUCAUAGAUCCUAACGGAAGUGUUUACUCACUUGGUGUUCCUCUGCUGGCUGAGUUUAGGGGCUCCAGCAAUUCCAUUUCAGAAGCAAGCAUUUCUGAGGAGCUAAACCCCAACUCCCCUGCAAGUCCAUCGAUAUCUGAUGCCGAGCAUAGUCUAGAAAGGGAGCUAUCUUUUAUACGACAGGCUAAGGAAUCUGGGGUAGUUUAUCUUCUCGGACAUGGAGACAUUAGGGCUAGAAAAGAUUCUUGGUUUAUAAAGAAACUGGUUAUAAAUUACUUCUAUGCUUUCUUGAGAAAGAACUGCAGGAGGGGUAUUGCAAAUUUGAGCGUGCCGCAUUCACAUCUUAUUCAGGUGGGCAUGACUUACAUGGUUUAAGAACCGAUGUGUACUGAAAUCAGGGAGGAGUGGUUAAGAAAGGCCGGCGCUCAAAUAGCAUGCUACAAGAGAUGCAAAUUCACCAUUGUGUUGAGCAAAGCUGGGCGCUUGAAUCAGCAAAUUUUAGUAUCAUGUAUCCAUUCUGAUGUUUAUUUGUGUUCUUCCACGCACUUAUUACUAUUCCAUACGAGUUUAAUUAAAUAUUGUAUUUACACACAAUUCAUAGGUGGGAUUUACACGUGUGAAUGGUUAUGAUCAAUGUAUUGUAAAAAAUUGAAUGGACUCUAGUUGUAAUUAA